AUGACUGUAUUAUUCGAGCUUGGGUUGAUUGUCGGGCUGUUGGCGGUGGCUUCUAACCCAUCUCCCUAUUAUGCUGCCCUAGGGUUGGUGGGCUCCGCUGGGGCGGGGUGUUUGAUUUUGAUAGAUGGGGGGGCUUCUUUUUUAUGCUUGGUCUUGUUUUUGGUUUACUUGGGUGGAAUAAUGGUAGUUUUUGCUUAUUCUGCGGCUUUGGUGGCCGAGCCGUACCCUGAGGCUUGGGGUGGGGGGGUCGUUUGGUCGUACAUUGUUGUGUACACAGUGUUGUUAGGAGUGUGAUGAGUUGUAGGCGGUGUCAAUAAUCAGGUGGAGGUGGUGGAUGCUGUCGGGGUUUACGCGGGGGACUGGUAUGGGGUAGCAAUGAUAUUUUUUUGAGGCGGGGGGGUAUUGAUAGCAGUCGGAUGAGCUUUAUUAUUAACAUUAUUUGCGGUAUUAGAGGUAGUUCGGGGCCAUUAUGGUGGGGUCUUGCGAGCCGUAAGA
Bufo gargarizans (Asiatic toad) is the source of this 495-nucleotide messenger RNA. The record is from the annotation of a RefSeq genome assembly. NCBI's taxonomy places the organism in Eukaryota, Metazoa, Chordata, Amphibia, Anura, Bufonidae.